Synchiropus splendidus (mandarinfish) is the source of this 1794-nucleotide messenger RNA. It is a transcript of the gene pgk1, whose product is annotated as phosphoglycerate kinase 1. Lineage: Eukaryota; Metazoa; Chordata; Actinopteri; Syngnathiformes; Callionymidae. The transcript has 11 exons. The record is from RefSeq and is a predicted model, not a curated record. Gene Ontology annotation, cellular component: cytosol. Gene Ontology annotation, molecular function: ADP binding; phosphoglycerate kinase activity; ATP binding. The coding region runs from base 113 to 1366 and encodes 417 amino acids. Gene Ontology annotation, biological process: gluconeogenesis; glycolytic process.
CUAAGGUCACUGCUGUCAUUCGGGAGCUAACCAGCCGGGCGUCAGACGUGGAGGCGGAGAGGAACAUUCAGCCAGGAAGCAUCCGUCAAGAAUCCCCGAGGAACACGCCAGAAUGUCUCUGUCCAACAAACUCACCCUGGACAAGGUGGACGUCAAGGGGAAGCGUGUUAUUAUGCGGGUGGACUUCAACGUCCCAAUGAAGGACAAGCACAUCACCAACAACCAGAGAAUCAAGGCGGCUGUUCCCAGCAUCCAGCACUGCCUGGACCACGGCGCCAAGUCUGUGGUGCUGAUGAGCCACCUGGGCCGCCCCGACGGAAACUUCAUGCCGGAGAAGUUCUCUCUGGAGCCGGUCGCUGCCGAGCUGCGCGCUCUGCUGGAUAGGGACGUGGCCUUCCUGAGGGACUGUGUCGGUGCUGAAGUGGAGGCCGCCUGCGCUGACCCUGUUCCUGGCUCCGUCAUCCUCCUGGAGAACCUCCGCUUCCACGUGGCUGAAGAAGGGAAGGGCAAGGACGCUGCCGGAAACAAGACCAAGGCCACCCAGGAGCAGGUGGACUCCUUCAGGGCAUCUCUGUCCAAACUGGGAGAUGUUUACAUCAACGACGCCUUCGGCACCGCUCACAGAGCCCACAGCUCCAUGGUGGGAGUGAAUCUUCCUCAGAAGGCGGCUGGUUUCCUGAUGAAGAAGGAGCUGGACUACUUUGCCAUGGCCCUGGAGAAACCUCAGAGGCCCUUCCUGGCCAUCCUGGGCGGAGCGAAGGUGAAGGACAAGAUCCAGCUGAUCAACAACAUGCUGGACAAGGUGGACGAGAUGAUCAUCGGCGGAGGGAUGGCCUUCACCUUCCUGAAGGUCCUCAACAACAUGGAGAUCGGCACCUCUCUGUUUGACGAGGAAGGCGCCGGCAUCGUCAAGGACCUGAUGGCUAAAGCCCAGAAGAACGGAGUCAAGAUCACGCUGCCGGUCGACUUCGUCACCGCUGACAAGUUCGACGAGAAGGCCGCCACCGGCGCCGCCACGGUCGCCGCUGGAAUCCCUGCGGGCUGGAUGGGUUUGGACUGUGGACCCGAGAGCUCCAAGGCGUACGCCGAGGCGGUGGCCAGAGCCAAGCAGAUCGUGUGGAACGGACCCGUCGGCGUGUUCGAGUGGGACAACUUCGCCAAAGGGACGAAGAACCUGAUGGACAAGGUGGUGGAAGUGACGGCAGCCGGCUGUGUCACCAUCAUCGGUGGGGGCGACACCGCCACGUGCUGCGCCAAGUGGAACACGGAGGACAAGGUCAGCCACGUGAGCACAGGAGGCGGAGCCAGUCUGGAGCUGCUGGAGGGUAAAGUCCUGCCCGGGGUGGACGCCCUCAGCAGCGCCUGAAGGUCCCGCCGGCCGCAGCCGCUGCGAGUCUGUGUGAGUGUGUGUGUGAGAGAGAGAGAUCUGCACUGUUGCCGUUCCUACUAAACAAGGCUUCGCCUGGGGUCCUUCACCACACAUGUAGCGGUACCAACAUGGCAGUUCUCAAGUGGAGUCUCCGCCUUAUGUCAACCUGCUGACCCAACUCCACGCAGAGGAAAGAGCCGCGUGCGUGUGUGUGUUUGUGAGAGAGAGAGAGAGUGAAUGAUGCCUUGUGUUCCGUCGUCCCCAGAACGUUGCUUCAGAGCUGCAUUGUCGGUUAUCGUGGCGUGUUUGCACCUGUAGUGUUGCGCUGACCCUGCGUCAGUGUGACUCCACCCACUGGUCACAUGGUCUGGUCAAUAAAGCCGUCUGUGUUACACCCUCUGUAGCACUGCACUGUUCGAUAAAAA